UUCUCUUCUGUCGUCCUGAGUCCCCACUGUCAGGCCCCCUGUAUGAGUGACACUUCGGUCUGCCAUGGAACCUGGCCCUGCUCUGGCCUGGCUCCUGCUCCUGAGCCUGCUGGCCGAUUGUCUGAAAGCCACUCAGUCCCGAGACUUCACAGUGAAAGAUAUUAUCUACCUCCAUCCUUCAACCACACCAUAUCCUGGUGGAUUUAAGUGUUUCACAUGUGAAAAAGCAGCAGACAAUUAUGAAUGUAACCGAUGGGCUCCGGACAUCUACUGCCCUCGAGAGACCAGAUACUGCUACACUCAGCACACAAUGGAAGUCACAGGAAAUAGCAUCUCUGUCACCAAACGCUGCGUCCCACUGGAAGAGUGUUUAUCCACUGGCUGCAGAGACUCCGAGCAUGAAGGACACAAGGUCUGCACUUCCUGUUGUGAAGGAAAUAUCUGUAACCUGCCACUCCCCCGAAAUGAAACUGAUGCCACGUUUGCCACAACGUCACCUAUAAAUCAGACAAAUGGGCAUCCACACUGCAUGUCAGUGAUCGUGUCUUGCUUGUGGGUUUGGCUGGGACUCACAUUAUAGCAGCUCCACAGCGCCGUGUAUAGUAGCAAUCCACAGGGAGAUGGUCUGUAGUCAUGCAUGAGUCAUUGGCUUGACAGUAGUACCACGUGUGACACCAAGCACGUGCAGAUGCCGUCAUGGCCAAGCAUUACCACUCACCAUGAGGAACCAGCAUUGCUUCAUUGUAGUCAUUUCAAGUCUAACCAAGACCCCAUCAAAGCCAGCCUGCCCCUCGUACAGACCCUGAGUUCUAUACCACAGUCCUUUGUUUCACUCCAGGAAAUAGUUCUGCAUGUAUUGAGAGCUGGGGUUCUUAAUUUGGAGUACAUGCAUGAGCUGCAGGAGGUCCUGGGACCCUCUGAGAUGUUAGGGAUAUGUUAUAUGAACAUGCAUAGAUGUGUGUUUUCAGGAGAAAGAUAAAGAGCCACUGGUUAAAAUACAAUCAUGAAUUUAUUUAUAGCUUUAGAAUUUUAAAACUUUUGUUUCCAAAAUAAAUGUACUGUUUCCUUGGAGAUUCUGACCAAGUCCCUGGAAGAGUAGUAAGUGAUUUGUCCUAUCAUUUUCCCUCUGAUCUAUGUUGAAGAUGGAGAGGCGGUCAUAAAAUUUAGGUGUAUUUGUGGGGGUAGCUGGGGAAGGAUUCUUCCACAGCUUAAUGGAGCUAACAUCUAUAAAGUGGCUAGGUUUAUUCCUUUGUAUAAUUGGUAAAGUGGGCCUUGACCUGGCACCUAAUUAUGUUCCAUGAGAUCCUGUAUUCCACCUGAGCCAGUGGUGUCCAAAGAGUCCGAAAGCAGGAUGUGGUUAUUUUCUCCAGAUGUGAAGUUCUCUUCAGACUUAGCUCAUCUAGACAGGAGAGGAUUCUGAAUGAAAGGAAGAUGUGUUAGUCCUAGCUCAUUUUGAAGAGCCCUUCCCUUCCAAAUUCCCAGCAACUUUAGGGAGAAGGUUCUGUGUUAAAUUGUCUCUAGAUUGCGAGGGAAAGAAAACAUAAUACGCUAGGAUGAGAAGAAGGUGGACCCAUGAGGUGAUGGGGAGAACAGGAAGGAGACCCGGUGGGAAGUUUUUAUUUUAGAUAUUGUUUUUGAAGUAGAUGAUAAAAUUUUCACCAGCCUUCCUAUAUUUUUAGCACCCCAAGUUACAGUUUUUUCUUCUUCCUUGUAAAGCAUUUAAACAAUAUUUAUUUUUAUAUGGUAUAACUAGAAACUAAAAUAUAUUCUAAAAAAUUCUUUAUUCUGAACAAAAUGAUCAAAUUAGAAUACUUAUUUUUCAACAGUGGCAGAGCUUGUAAUAUAUGUUUGUUGAAAGUUAUCUAUAGUACUUGAACCAGUGUUGAAAAAAGUCAACCUGUUGUGAGCAAGAACAAUGUAUCUCCUCAAAGCUUUUGCUCAUGAUUUCCUCAGUUGUGCUGUCCCAGAGGUAUUCAGGUGGUGACUAUCAGUGGUGUGAGUUUCUGUGCAGGGUUUUAGGGUGUGUUUGUGUGAAACUUGGUAAAGCCAUGACUGAUAAAGAGGAUGGUGUUGUCAGAUUCCAUCUCCCCUGUAUAGGAAAAUGUUUCUGGCUCAUAAAAUGAGACCCCCUCAGGGACCAAAUAUGAAUUGACUUCAGUAACUCUGACACAGAAUAAUCUAAAUUUCAUCAAAUGGCCUAAAUUCAGAGUUUGAUGGGCUUAUCAAUAUGUUGCUGAUAAUGGGGGUGUAGAGAGAGGGAGAGAAAGCAGGACAUUUAUUCAGCACCUCCUGUGUGCCCGGCACUAUGCUAAGCACUUUACAUGUUAGGACAUAUCACCCCUGCAAGAACCCUAUAAAAAUAUUACUGUAUUUACACUUUAUGAAUGAAGGUACUGAGGCUCAAAGAAGCUCAAUAACAUGAAGCCUUUUCCUUCGGAUUUAGGUUAUAAAUUGAAGUGGAAGGGAAGGUGGAAUUACUCCCCUAGGAAGAAUUCCAGGCCUGACUUCAUGGGAAUUUGUCCAUCUUAUCACAGGGAGUUCAUCUCAUCCUGCAUCUGCAGGGUGCCAUUUGCAUGUGUCCCCAGAUUUUUUUUCUUUGGGGCAUGGGGGUAUGUUUUCCUCAUUCAUCCCUCUUGCUGAAAGAGGAGACAGUUGAUCUUGCAUCUAAAGAUGCUGAAGGACAAUGAAAAUUUGAUGUUGUACAUGAUGACAAGUACCAUUUCUGUGCAUGGUCACACUCCACUGACAUCUUCCAAGUACUGCAUGUGAUUUGAAUAAGAGACAAAGUCCAAAUGUUGGCUGUUAAUGAGAAAGUGAGCACACCAAAGCCUUCCUGGCUAGGGUACAAGGAUGCACAAAGGUGGAGAUUCAUCCACACCCCCGGGAGCUAUUGCACUCUACACAGAUGCUGUUGCAUGCAUCUGGUGUGUGUGUCAGCAUGGCUGUGUUUAACUCUCUUGAAAGAAAAUGAUUUGUUUGCCAUUCCCAGCCUCGGGGAGCUGAGGAAGGGCCAUUCGUGUGGAAGGUCCAGGACUGGUCAGCCAUGUGACUUUUCUAUCACAUUAAACUUUCCACUAAAUCUCACCAUUGGUGAUGGCUUGUAGUAUAAAGAGCCACGAUGUGUAUAUUAACCUAUGUGCCACAUAUUUAUUUUUAGACUUCCCACAGUGUUCAUGUCAAUAUAGGAUUAAUGCCUAACCUUUGUAAAUAUUGUACAUUUUGUAAAUCAAUGAAUAAAGGUUUUAAGUGUACCUUA
Molecule: messenger RNA, 3256 nt
Organism: Galeopterus variegatus (Sunda flying lemur)
Lineage: Eukaryota; Metazoa; Chordata; Mammalia; Dermoptera; Cynocephalidae
Gene: LYPD6
Product: LY6/PLAUR domain containing 6
Exons: 4
Coding region: 65-580 (171 amino acids)
Biological process (GO): positive regulation of canonical Wnt signaling pathway
Molecular function (GO): acetylcholine receptor inhibitor activity
Source: RefSeq, a predicted model, not a curated record